UUGUUUGUUUUUUCCGAUUUUCUGUUAUAGGGUCAUUCCACGCCAAAACAUCCAGAGCUCGUUGCGACAUCUCACGGAUUUUGACAAUUUUUGGUAGGUGGGUUCUUUAUAGUUAGAAAAUAAGGUAUGCCAAAGGAUUUUAUCCAAAUAUUAUUCGUUCGGAUGAUAUAGGGGUCCAAAGUUUCGAUUUUUUCAAAAAAGUCGAAAAUUGGGGGUUGAGCGCAAUAAUUUUUAAAACCGAUUUAAACUAAAGAAUCAAUUUUUUUUAUGAUUAGAAUAUAAAAAGGGUAUAGAAAACUUAAUUUUAAGACCAUUGCGACCUUAUCAGAAGUUAUUAUCCCCCCAACGUCAUCAGUUUAAAAAAAUGAGUUUUUGACAACUUUCAUAAGCUGUUUGAUGGUCUUAAAAUCAUUGUAGGUGUAUGAUUUUUCUACCCAGUAUAGUCCAUAGUAAAGACAUUUGACUGUAAAAAAAAAUAGUUUAUCUUUUAUACAAAAAAAGAUAUUAAUCUUUAAAAUUAGGAAAAACCACAAUUUUGACGAAAAUUGAUCUUUUUCAAAAAAUUAUAUCUCAAAACUAUAAUUUUUGUUUUAUAUGAAACUUAUAGAUACUGUUUCUCAUUAUGUCUUCUAAAACAUAUAAAAAAAUUAGAAAGGUAUUAUUUUUUGUUCUCAAGAUAUUUUUAUUUUAGUCGGUGACAUUUGAAAGUGAUUUUAUUUCGACUUUGUAUUCUUAAUAUCUGGCAACAACUAAUGUUGACAUUUAGAUUUCGUCUGUCAGUAUUAGUUUUAAUAUUCAAGGUAGAAAGUGUUUAUUUGUUAACAAGAAUGACUAUUAAGUGUACCAUUGGGAUGAUUUUUGGAAAAGAAAGUGAAUGUGAAUUGUUGUGGCUAACUUCUAAGAAAGGAGAAAAAGUUAUUGUGAAUGAAUUGACGGCUGAUGAAGUGUAUACUUUGUUGUUAAGAACUGGGCUCUGUGUUGAGCAGUUAGAUAUGGAAUCCACUAUCUGUUUUCACCACGAACAUUAUUAUCUCAGCAACGACAAGUUUUUUAAUGGGAAAAAUGAUAAAUGUGUCGACCCUUUUAAAGAACACAAAUCUCAAUUUAGAGGAACAAACGUUAUCUCUGUAGCACAAUCCCAACAGGUAGCUCAUAUGUUAAAAUUGGUUCCUGGUACAAAGCUCUGUAUUUCUUGCAAGUUAAAAGUGAAAGCGCAGACUGAAUCAUCUUCAGAUAGCUCACUGUGCACUAACCCAUUUAAGAUUCAUUCUUCAGGCCAUUUUGUAGGAGGAACGUACACAAUUACUGCACAUGAUUCUUUGAUCUUGAAAAUCAACCCGCGGCUUUUCCCUGGUCUGCUGUUGUGUUAUCAGUGCUCAGAUAAAAUGCAAAAUGACAUUGCCAAUCAAGAAGAGAAUUGGAGUAGCCAAAGCACAUAUCCGAGCCAAAUGUCGAGUGUCAAAGAAUUCGUUGAUCUCUCCAGUGUUCUAGACUCAACUCUUACACGAGUUCAGAACGUUUGUUCCUUUCUCGAAGUUUCUCCAGUCAAGGCCACAACUUUCAACAAACUAAAUUCUCUGCAGCGUAUAGAAGUGGUCAAAAGAAAAGCUGAUUCAAUUGCUGCUGCAGUGGUUGACGAUUUAUCUACGGCAAUUCAAGUACCAUAUGUACCAGUAAAUCACUCCCUUGUUGACUUGACAUCGCAAGCAGCAGAUUUAAGUACCUUGAUGGACGCGUUGAAAGAAAAGGUGAAUGCAUCAUCGAAAUUUUCUGAAAGAAUCCAGUUAUUGACAUUGACACCUGACUCAUGGUCUCGAGAAAGAGUUGCAACCGAAUUUGAAGUUUCAGAACAUGUUGUUUGAGCCGCCAGAAAGUUAAAGGAAGAAAAAGGAAUUUUGCCUGCUAUUACAUCGAAACCAGCUGGAAAUCGCCUUCUACAAACUACAAUCGACGUCGUAACACAAUUCUACUUAGACGAGGAAAUUAGCAGAUACUACCCUGGGAUGAAAGACUAUAUGAUGGUUAAUUUGGAAGGAAAGAAAGUGCCCGUAAGUAAACGAUUAAUUCUGUUAAACCUGAAGGAAGCUCAUUACUUAUUCCAACAAGAUAAUCCUAAUGUUAAAAUCGGGCUAUCAAAAUUUUGUUUUCUGCGUCCAAAAUGGUGUGUUACGGCUGAUUCCUCUGGUUCUCAUAAUGUGUGCGUCUGUAUCAAGCACCAAAACCCUAAGCUAAUGUUAGCUGGGGCUGAUAUUGGUGUUGAUUAUAAGUCACUUCUUGAACUUCUCGUUUGCUCCCUUGAUAACGAAUCUUGUAUGUUUGGAGAAUGCUCCCGUUGUCCAAGUUCCGAUGUUUUGAAAGAAUUUCUUUUUGAAAAGCUAGAUGAUUAUGAAUCAGUAACGUAUAGCGAAUGGACAACUGUUGAUCGUACUACCUUGAUUAAAGUUCAGCAAUCAGUGGAGGAUUUUGUUUUGAAACUAGUAUCUCUCCUUCUUAAGCUUCGAACUCAUCAUUUUCUAUCUAAAGUCCAAGCAGCUCAUUACAAGUCGUUAAAAGAACAGUUGGGAAACUCAGAUUGCCUUGUCACGCUAGAUUUUGCUGAAAACUAUACUUUCGAAAGCCAGGAUGAAGUGCAGGGUGCACAUUGGACAAACAACCAAGCGACAGUACAUCCAAUCGUCAUUUAUUACAAAGAAAAUGAGGAAUUGAUCUCAAAAAGUUAUUGUAUCAUAUCUGAUUCUCUUAAACACGACGCAGUAGCUGUUCAUUCGUUCAUUCGGGGAAUUUUACCUAAAAUCAAAACUGUGAUUCCCAAUUUAAAAAAGGUAUUCUUCUUUAGCGACGGUGGACCGGCACAUUACAAAAAUCGAUUUAAUUUUGCCAAUCUUUCCCUAUUCGAAUCUGACCAUGGUGUCCCUGCCGUUUGGCACUUUUGGGCUACUUGUCAUGGGAAAAAUGCAUGUGAUGGGGUCGGUGGGACUGUCAAGCGAUUAGCUCGACGAGCUUCCCUUCCACUUUCAUUGAUUUUAACCCCCUUAGAUCUUUACAACUGGGCAGUGGAUAAUUUACCUGGGAUUGAAUUUGUAUACGUAACUAAAGAUAUCAUUGCGGCCGACGCAGAAAGGCUUUUCAAUAGGUUAAACUCUGCUCUUGCCAUAACCGGAACACAAAAAUAUCAUUUUUACGAACAAAUUUCAAAGGGUGUUUUACAAGCCUCUCGUACUUCUGUCCAAGAUAGUGGUUUUCCAAAAGUAACUUUUAUUGUUUUGCCUAGUUUACCGGAUAGAAACUUUGUCUCCAUCAGUAAUUUGUUUGUAGACGAUUACGUUGCUGUUGUGUUCAUGAGUCAGUGGCGGAUUGGAAAGAUCCUUGACGUCGACUAUAACGGAGUGAAUGUCAAAUUGUUCAGUGAAAAUGGUCCCUGUCUUAAUUAUACUUGGCCCCCCAAAACGAACGAUGUAUUCAUUUCAAUCUCUGAUGUUCUUGUAAAAAUUAACCCUCCUAAACCACGAACACGAUCCGGAAGAAGCUUUGGAAUAACAUCCGAUGAAAACAAUUUGAUUUCUAAAGAAUUCGAAUUGUAUAUGUCACUAAUCUCCACCUGAAUAUCAAUUUUCUAUCACUUUCAAAUG
Daphnia magna is the source of this 3629-nucleotide messenger RNA. RefSeq lists its product as uncharacterized. NCBI's taxonomy places the organism in Eukaryota, Metazoa, Arthropoda, Branchiopoda, Diplostraca, Daphniidae. Bases 2004 to 3602 code for a protein of 532 amino acids. The transcript has 3 exons. The record is from RefSeq and is a predicted model, not a curated record.